AUGCUCUGGAACCAAGCCAGUGCUAGUCAGGCUCCUGGAAGAUGGCUCAGUACUAGAAGGAGAGAUCCCCAACAUCUGGCUGCACGGUACUGUGAAUUCAACCUCGAUAACCUCCUCGUGGCAGCCAAUCAACUAACUGGCUACAAGGGGGUGUCAAAAUGUGUGAAAGGACAGUACAACAAAGGCUUCGUAUUAACGAUGGAUAAUGGUGAACAAAUUGUUGCUAGGUUGCCCAACCCUAACGUCGGCCCUGCUUUCUUUACUACUGCCUCGGAAGUGGCAAGUCGGCAUUUUAUGCCAGGUCCGCGAGUUCUUGGGCAUUCCGGUCCCGCGCAUCUAUGCCUGGUCUACAGACAGGUUGAACCCAGAUAUUCGCUUGGGAGUAUUUGGGCCCGAAUGUGUAGGUCCUCACAAUUUGUGAUCAUUGACCAAGUUGUUGAAAUAGAGGGGAAACUGGCAUCUGUAUUGUUCCCCAUGCAAGGGUGCCUCUACUACACGUCCGACCUCAAGUCAAACAUUCCAGAGGCUGAAGGCCUUGAUAUCACGCCUAGCAAACCGUCAGGGCUGAAGAUAGAGCUUUGCAGACAGCUGUCCUGUUUCGCAAUUGGACCAUCUAAUGACCGAAAAUUAUGGAAUAGUGAAAGAAAUUUGAGGAAACUGGAUAGAGGACCAUGGACCAGCCCCAUUCAUUACGUGACUGCCCUUGGAACUAACGAACUGAACUGGGCAAGACACCAUGCAAAGCCAAGAAUGAAUUACUACCGGUCAACAGAGACUCCAGAGAACCUGAACGAAGAUAUCUUGAACAUUGCCCGAAACCUAGUACCAAAGCAGGCCUGCUGUGAAUAUGACUACAUUAAUACGCUAUCAUAUCCAGACCUCCACCUCGACAAUAUAUUUCAUCGACCCUGA
Aspergillus eucalypticola CBS 122712 is the source of this 912-nucleotide messenger RNA. RefSeq lists its product as uncharacterized. The transcript is spliced from 7 exons. Gene Ontology annotation, cellular component: mitochondrion. The coding region runs from base 1 to 912 and encodes 303 amino acids. NCBI's taxonomy places the organism in Eukaryota, Fungi, Ascomycota, Eurotiomycetes, Eurotiales, Aspergillaceae. The record is from RefSeq and is a predicted model, not a curated record.